AUGACAAGAAUGAGUGAGCUGUCGGACUGUGUGAGGGACGAGUGGAAAGGAGACGUGCCUAAUCCAGAACUGGGUGAUUGCAUCAUACCACCGCUUCGUCCUGUCUACUCCUCCUCUACCACGUCCUUGCUGAUAUACAUCGACCUGUGCACUUGCCCCACUGACAUUAGAAGUAUGGUUCCCCGGGUAGUCUCUGGAGCCAUCUGUCGAGCUGCGCAGCAACGCAUUGCGCGAUCGUAA
Molecule: messenger RNA, 240 nt
Organism: Alternaria atra
Lineage: Eukaryota; Fungi; Ascomycota; Dothideomycetes; Pleosporales; Pleosporaceae
Exons: 3
Coding region: 1-240 (79 amino acids)
Source: RefSeq, a predicted model, not a curated record